Messenger RNA from Mya arenaria, 2499 nucleotides. RefSeq names its product proteoglycan 4-like. Bases 1 to 2499 code for a protein of 832 amino acids. The transcript has 3 exons. The record is from RefSeq and is a predicted model, not a curated record. NCBI's taxonomy places the organism in Eukaryota, Metazoa, Mollusca, Bivalvia, Myida, Myidae.
AUGUCUCAGGGUUUCAUUUUAUUAAAGGAUAUAAGUCGAAAAUUCAAAAUCCCGACAAGUAGAGAUCUCGACAAGUACAGAUUCCGACAAGUAGAGAUCCCGACAAGUAGAGAUCCCGACAAGUACAUAUCCCUACAAGUACAGAUCCCGACAAACGAAGAUCCCGACAAGUAUAGAUCCCGACAAGUACAGAUCCCGACAAGUACAGAUCCCGACGAACGGAGAUCCCGACAAGUACAGAGCCCUACAAGUACAGAUCCCGACAAACGGAGAUCCCGACAAACGAAGAUCCCGACAAGUAGAGAUCCCGACAAACGGAGAUCCCGACAAGUAGAGAUCCCGACAAGUACAGAUCCCUACAAGUACAGAUCCCUACAAGUACAGAUCCUGAAAAACGAAGAUCCCGACAAGAAGAGAUUCCGACAAACGAAGAUCCCGACAAGUAGAGAUCCCGACAAACGAAAAUUCCGACAAAAAGAGAUCCCGACAAGUAGAGAUCCCGACAAGUACAGAUCCCUACAAGUACAGAUCCCCAAAAAACGAAGAUCCCGACAAGUAGAGAUCCCGACAAACGGUGAUCCCGACAAGGAGAGAUCCCGACAAGUACAGAUUCCGAAAAGUAGAGAUCCCGACAAACGAAGAUCCCGACAAGUAGAGUUUCCGACAAACGGAUAUACCGACAAACGGAGAUCCCGACAAGUACAUUUUCCGACAAACGGAGAUCCCGACAAACGAAGAUCCCGACAAGUACAGAUCUCGACAAGUACAGAUCCCGACAAACGGAGAUCCCGACAAGUACAGAUCCCGACAAGUACAGAUCCCGACAAACGGAGAUCCCGACAAGUAGAGAUCCCGACAAGUACAGAUCCCUACAAGUACAGAUCCCGAAAAACGAAGAUCCCGACAAGUAGAGAUCCCGACAAACGAAGAUCCCGACAAAUAGAGAUCCCGACAAGUACAGAUCCCUACAAGUACAGAUCCCGAAAAACGAAGAUCCCGACAAGUAGAGAUCCCGACAAACGAAGAUCACGACAAAUAGAGAUCCCGACAAGUAGAGAUCCCGACAAAUGGAGAUCCCGACAAGUAGAGAUCCCGACAAACGGAGAUUCCGACAAGGAGAGAUCACAACAAGUACAGAUUCCGACAAGUAGAGAUCCCGACAAACGGAGAUCCCGACAAACGGAGAUCCCGACAAGUACAGAUCCCGACAAACGGAGAUCCCGACAAGUAGAGAUCCCGACAAGUACAGAUCCCGACAAGAAGAGAUUCCGACAAACGGAGAUCUUGACAAGUAGAGAUCCCGACAAGAAGAGAUUCCGACAAACGGAAAUCUCGACAAGUACUUAUCCAGACAAAUUGAGAUCCCUACAAAUGGAGAUCCCGAGAUCCCAACAAAUAGAGAUCCUGGCAAAUGGAGAUCCCGGCAAACGGAGAUCCCAACAAACGGAAAUCCCGACAAAUGGAGUUCCCCACAAUCGCAAUUCCGACAAGAAGAGAUUCCGAAAAACGGAAAUCCCGACUAGAAGAGAUCCCGACAAACGGAUAUCUCGACAAGUAGAGAUCCCGACAAAUGGAGAUUCCGACAAGAGAUCAAGACAAGUACAGAUCCCGACAAGUACAGGUCUAAACAAACGAAGAUUCCGACACGUAGAGAUCCCGACAAGUACGGAUCCCGACAAGUACAUAUCCCGACAAACGAAAAUCCCAACAAGUACAGAUCCCGACAAACGAAAAUCCCAACAAGUACAGAUCCCGACAAACGAAAAUCCCAACAAGUACAGAUCCCGACAAACGAAAAUCCCGACAAGUACCGAUCCCGACAAACGAAAAUCCCGACAAGUACAGAUCCCGACAAAUGAAGAUCCCUACAAAUGGAGUUUCCGACAAACGAAAAUCCCAACAAGUACAGAUCCCGACAAACGAAAAUCCCAACAAGCACAGAUCCCGACAAAUGAAGAUCCUUACAAAUGGAGUUUCCGACAAACGAAAAUCUCGACAAGUAGAGAUUCCGACAAGAAGAGAUCCCGACAAGUACAGAUCCCGACAAGAAGAAUUUCCGACAAACGAAGAUCUCGACAAGUACAGAUCCCGACAAGAAGAGAUUCCGACAAACGGAGAUCUCGACAAGUAGAGAUCCUGACAAGUACAGAUCCCGACAAGAAGAAUUUCCGACAAACGGAGAUCUCGACAAGUACAGAUCCCGACAAGAAGAGAUUCCGACAAACGGAGAUCUCGACAAGUACAGAUCCCGACAAGAAGAGAUUCCGACAAACGGAGAUCUCGACAAGUAGAGAUCCUGACAAACGGAGAUCCCCACAAACGGAGAUCCCGACAAAUGGAGAUCUCCACAAUCGGAAUUCCCGACAAAUGGAGAUCCCAGCAAAUAGAGAUCCCGACAAAUGGAGAUCCCGACAAGUAGAGAUCCCGACAAGUAGAGAUCCCAACAAACGGAGAUCCCGACAAGAAGAGAUAAAUAGAUAUCCCGUCAAAUCGAGAUAA